Molecule: messenger RNA, 1706 nt
Organism: Eruca vesicaria subsp. sativa (arugula)
Lineage: Eukaryota; Viridiplantae; Streptophyta; Magnoliopsida; Brassicales; Brassicaceae
Source: the annotation of a GenBank genome assembly
CUCAACUCGAAGAAUAUCACCUACCUACAAAGUUAGAGAAAUUAAGUGAUAUCUCUUGUACUGAAGAAAUGUCAACAGAUCUCAGAGCCACUACUCCGGGUUUUCGUGAUAUCCCAUCUACCAUCGUUCGAGCUACAGUCGUCCAGGCCUCCACCGUCUAUAACGAUACUCCCAAAACUAUAGGUGAUUCGCUCUUUUUUCUUUCUCUUAGAGUGUCCUUGCAAGCCGACCACGGAUCUGUUAAAAUUAUAUCAAAUGAUUUACUUGAGUUUGCAGAAAAGGCGGAGAAAUUUAUAGCGCAGGCAGCGAGCGACCGAGCGCAGCUGGUGGUCUUCCCUGAGGCGUUUAUCGGUGGAUAUCCUCGUGGAUAUAGGUUUGGCAUAGGGGUUGGCGUUCAUAACGAAGCUGGCCGUGACUGUUUCCGCACAUAUCAUGCUUCUGCCAUUGUGGUUCCUGGCCCUGAAGUAGACAAGCUGGCGGAGAUAGCUAGGAAAUACAAAGUGUACUUGGUGAUGGGAGCGAUAGAGAAGGAUGGGUAUACACUCUAUUGCACAGCCCUUUUCUUCAGUUCCGAAGGUCGCUUCUUGGGCAAGCAUCGUAAAGUCAUGCCGACAUCUCUCGAACGUUGCAUCUGGGGUUAUGGGGAUGGAUCAACCAUCCCUGUCUACGAUACUCCCCUUGGCAAACUCGGUGCUGCUAUUUGCUGGGAAAAUAGGAUGCCCCUCUUCAGAAAUUCCUUGUACGGAAAAGGAAUUGAAUUGUAUUGUGCCCCCACCGCUGACGGUUCGAAGGAAUGGCAAUCGUCGAUGAUGCACAUUGCUAUGGAGGGUGGAUGUUUCGUGAUGUCAACUUGCCAGUUCUGCCUGCGUAAAGAUUUCCCUGACCAUCCCGAUUACGUGUUUACCGACUGGUAUGACGAUCAACACCAAGAGGCUAUUGUCUCCCAGGGCGGUGGUGUCAUUAUUUCACCAUUGGGAAAGAUUCUCGCCGGACCAAACUUUGAAUCCGAGGGUCUCAUCACCGCUGAUCUUGAUCUUGGUGAUAUCGCAAGAGCCAAGUUAUACUUCGAUGUGGUUGGACAUUACUCAAGGCCAGAUAUAUUUAACUUGACAGUUAAUGAGAACCAAAGGAAACCGGUUACAUUCGUGUCCAAGUCGGUGAACGCGGAGGAUGAAUCAGAGCCUCAAGACACGUAAUCAAAGAUAUAAAGGUCCUCUCUCAUCUCCACAACUACUGGAGUUAAUGUCAGUUAUAUGUUAUCAAAUAAAUCUGUUUCAGACACUAUGUUAAGUUUGUUUAUACUUAUGUUCAAUAAUUGAAGAGACACGGAUGGAAAUGGUUUGAUCUAUGGUGUCUGAUAAAACCAUUCGGUUCUCUUCUCUGAUAUCUGAAUAUUAUGAAAUUUAUUUGUUGUUGAAAAAUGUUUUAUAUCUAAUGUAAUAUCAAAUCUAGAAUUUUAUGCAGCGGCUACUGGAUUUAUGUUAGUCAUAUGUUGUUGUCAGCUCAAGUAAAUCUGUUUGACAAACUAUGUUAAGUUCGUUUAUACUUAUGAAGAGCGAGGAUGACCCAGUGGGUUUGAGGGAGAUUCUGCCUUAAUAUGAAUCCGGAUUCAAAUUUUGUUGGCUACUAUGAAAAAAUUUAAUAUUUGGGUUUUCUAAACAUCUGGUGCCAAGGUGUACUCUGACCAUAACGUAGAUUGCUACGGA